UAUAAACAAAUGUCAAUUGUUAAUACAGUUGUAUUUUAUCAGUUGUGUAUAUAAAUACAUGAUUUGCUAAAUAUUUUUGCAUAACUUUCUUCAUUAGCUUCAAAGAACUUUACCGCAAACAAUGUCUGACAAAUACAUCGUGCGAUCAAACCGUUUACCGCUGGAUGUGCUCAACAUCUCUAUGUCUGAGUUUGUUUGGAAUAAUCUACAGAAUCUCAAUCCCGACAACAUUUGCAUUAUCGACUCAACAACAGAUACAAAAUUAACUGUCAAAGAGUUGAUCACUAAAUCCAAUGCAUUGGCGAUGGCUUUGGUGGCGAAAGGGGUCCAAAAGAGUGACACUAUUAUGACUUUCGCGGCCAAUAGUAUUGAACACAUGAUAACUUUGUUUGCGGGCGCCUUCUUGGGCACCACUUUAUACCCAAUCAGUCCAAACGCCAACCUCUAUGAGAUGGAGAGUCUGUUGGAAACGUUGGGUUCUAUGGCUAUCUUCACCUCCGCAGCCAAAGCCGAUAUCAUUGAUCAGGUUUUGGCCAAAAACAAAAAAAUCAAAACCAAAACUGUUGUCGUAUUCGACGGCGUCUACAAUGAGUUCACAACAUUUGCCGAUAUGUUGUCCAAAGGAAACAAUCAAAUGCUGCCAAAAAUCCCGUACUUUGAUGUCGACCCCAAUAAAGACAUAUUCAUAAUGCUGUUGAGCUCCGGAACCACUGGUGCGCCCAAAUCGCUGAUGACAUCUCACGUGGCUUUCAAUAUAUUGGGCUAA
This is a messenger RNA of Medioppia subpectinata, 766 nucleotides long. Lineage: Eukaryota; Metazoa; Arthropoda; Arachnida; Sarcoptiformes; Oppiidae. The record is from the annotation of a GenBank genome assembly.